This is a messenger RNA of Pseudoliparis swirei, 1342 nucleotides long. It is a transcript of the gene lsm10, whose product is annotated as LSM10, U7 small nuclear RNA associated. Gene Ontology annotation, cellular component: cytoplasmic U snRNP body; nuclear body. The transcript is spliced from 2 exons. The record is from RefSeq and is a predicted model, not a curated record. NCBI's taxonomy places the organism in Eukaryota, Metazoa, Chordata, Actinopteri, Perciformes, Liparidae. Gene Ontology annotation, molecular function: histone pre-mRNA DCP binding; U7 snRNA binding. Gene Ontology annotation, biological process: mRNA 3'-end processing by stem-loop binding and cleavage. Bases 159 to 584 code for a protein of 141 amino acids.
GACUUGUUGCGGGAAAAACUUGUUUACCCGUUUUGAACGGUUCAUCGUCACGUGCGAAUAUCGUGACCAGAGAUUCAACAAGAAAUAAGGAUUUAACUCACUCAGGUAUCUCUCUCCUCCCCCCCCCCGAUCUCUAUAGCUCCUCUUCAUCGGCCUCCAUGGAGUCGGAGGGGACGGAAUCACCGCCGAGGAGCGCGCCGGCGCCCGUAGCCGAAGUCUUCAACUCCAUCCGGGAGCGCACCAUCGCGGAGAACAGCAUGGUGGUCCUGCUGCAGGGUCUGCAGGGCGAGGUGACCACGGUGGACCUGAGGAACGAGAGCGCGGCGCGGGGCCGCGUGGUCAACGUGGACGCCUUCAUGAACGUACGUCUGCGGGACGUGCUCUACCGCGACGGCCGCGGCGAGCUCUCCGAGCUGCGGGACCUGUUCAUCGCGGGCAGGAGCGUCCGCUACGUGCACAUCCCGGACCACGUGGACAUCGUGAAGACCAUGCAGGGCCAGCUGGCCAAGAUCCACCGCGUCCGCAACUUCGGCAGCCGCGGAGGAGGAGGAGGCCGAAAGGAGUACGCCAAGAAAACUAAAUGAGUUGUUUUGUUUCACGUGGAAAGUAAGAGAACACGACUUGUGCGAGACUACGACAAUAAUACAUAUUUUUACCCUAGCUAUGUGGGGCUACGCACGGCGCCCGACCAGAGGGGUCGCGCUCGGGUGAGGAUGGCAAAUAUGUCGGCAACACAACAAAUACUAUCUGACAUUUUUCUUCUUCGUUGGUGUGAACAUACGAGAUACCUUGACCUCCUCGGGCCUCUAACAACCCUUCAUAUGACAUCAUCUUAAAAAGGGAAGAGGCGGAGGGGUCUAAAAACACCCAGCCCCCCACUGAUGGUGACUUGGGGUCAUGAGAGGAAGAAGUUUGGCUAUAGACAAUUUAUUUGCUUCUAGGACUGCAAUAACAAUUUGUUUUUAUUAUUACAUGUUCUUGACUAACUUAUGAAUCUAGAGAAUGUCACAAAACUGAAGAAUGAUAAACUUCCCAGAGCCUAAAUAUCAUCUUGUUAUCUCACCAGAACACACAUGUAUAGAGAGAGAAUGAUUUUGGGGUUGUUGUUUUUUUUGCAUGAAAUAAUUGAAAUUAUUAAUCUAUUUUUAAAAUCCAUUUCCUCUCAAUGGAUGAGUCCUUUUGAUUGUUCCACAAACACAUCAGCAUCUUGGAUGAGCUCAUGAGUUGGAUCGCCUCCCUUGUGUUUUGGUAAUUGCGUUAAAAAAGUUUGUAAUUGACACAAAAUAUGAUUUUUUUCUUUUCUUUUUCAAUACAAAUUAUGAAUAAAGACACUUGAAAUGAA